UGAAUUCCAGGACUAAACACCACCUACCAGGAAGUGAACCUCAACAGACUCUCCUCUCUAGCCUAUUGAGCUUUCUCGACUCACCCUGCGCCAUGGCUUCCCUUUCAAUCCUCCGUCUCGCUGCUCGCCCUAGUGCUUCCACCCUGUUUAGACCCUGCACACGAACGAUCAGGAGAGCUCCUCUCGUAGCUCAAUCCAUUUCCGCGAAAUCUCCUUUCAGCUCGACAGCCGUUCACAGAAGCUCUGGCCACGAGGACGAGACAUUCGAAGAGUUUUCAGCAAGAUACGAGAAGGAGUUCGACUCUGUGCAAGACGUCUUUGAGCUGCAGCGAAAUCUCAACAACGCGUUCGCUUACGAUCUCGUCCCUUCGCCCGGCGUUUGCACUGCUGCACUGAAAGCCGCCAGACGUGUCAAUGACUAUCCCACAGCCGUCAGGAUAUUCGAAGGCAUCAAAGCGAAGGUCGAGAACACCCAACAAUACGAGGAAUAUCUGGAAGAGCUGAAACCCUUACGUGAAGAGCUCGGCGUUAACCUGAAAGAGGACCUGUAUCCUGGCAACAGCGACAGCCCUCAUUUCAACCCGUAAAUGCCGACACGGUUUGGGAAACGGAGCUGUACAUGGAAAUAGGUAUCACCACGGUUCGCAGCAGAGGGAGCGGUCGAUCGUCGAUAUUUCUUGACAGCAUGCAAGAGAGGAAGGCUGGCAGCAAGUGACAGAUAAGCUUGCGGCUGGCCUUUGCUCGCAAACUCCAACUACCUACGCUGUAGUUAAAAUGUACAGUUUUGAAAGGAUUGCGCCACUUUUUGUUCCUUA
This is a messenger RNA of Exophiala xenobiotica, 815 nucleotides long. RefSeq lists its product as uncharacterized. The transcript has 4 exons. The record is from RefSeq and is a predicted model, not a curated record. Gene Ontology annotation, cellular component: mitochondrial inner membrane. The coding region runs from base 93 to 587 and encodes 164 amino acids. Gene Ontology annotation, biological process: mitochondrial electron transport, cytochrome c to oxygen. NCBI's taxonomy places the organism in Eukaryota, Fungi, Ascomycota, Eurotiomycetes, Chaetothyriales, Herpotrichiellaceae.